Messenger RNA from Sinocyclocheilus grahami, 399 nucleotides. RefSeq names its product RANBP2-like and GRIP domain-containing protein 5/6. The transcript has 2 exons. The coding region runs from base 1 to 399 and encodes 132 amino acids. The record is from RefSeq and is a predicted model, not a curated record. Lineage: Eukaryota; Metazoa; Chordata; Actinopteri; Cypriniformes; Cyprinidae.
AUGGUCACCGCUGGCAUGUCUGUCUGUGUGUUUGUGAAGUUACCGGUGUCUAUGGAGGAGGUGAUGGAUUUGUUGAAUGAGGUCAGCCAGCAGCUUGAAGAUGUUGGUGAGAUGUGUGAAGAUCAGGUGGACUAUCCUGUGACAUCCAGCCCCGGGCAGCCCGCUGAAGGCCAUGUCAGAUUCUCCACUCCUUCCCCAUCCAAGAGUGCGACGUCUCCGUCCAAAAGAUCUGUGUUCUCCCCCAAAACACCACCUCACUGGGUGGAGGACCAGAAGUCACUGCUGCAGAUAUUAUGCCAGCAGGUCGAGGCCUUGAAGGUCAGUCCGACACCAACAGCUGCAGAAGAAUCCAUCACUUUCUUUGCUUUUGCUUUGGCACCGUGUGAAUUUACCUUCUGA